AUCUAGCGGGGGUUCGCUGGAGGAAACUCCCACUGUGGGCGUUCCUCCCCGGUCACUAUAUCCAGACAAUACCGUCACCGGGCGCCGCUUUUCCCACGUUUCUGUCUGGGGAACGAGCGUCACUUGGAGUUACUCCGCCGGGACUUUACGUUAGCUAGACCCGCUCGGACCGAGGAGUCCGGUUUCAUUCGGAGGUUUUUAAUCGGUGUCGUCGGUCGGCUGGAGGCUGCUGGAGGUUCUACCGUUUAAUGAGUUUUUUUACAGCCCAGGAAAGUCCUCAGAGAGCGGGUUGGAGUCCCGGAUCCAGCCGGACUAGCUAACCUUUGAUCCAUCCACGGUUCCUGGACACAGCAGCCAAGUGAGGACCCGCUCCUACAGAUCGUUGCCGUCUGGACGUCGCAGGUCACGAUGCGUCGCUGCCUCCUGCUGCUGCUUCCCUGCAUUCUGCUGCUGCUGCUGCAACUUCCUGCAGCUCAGAGUCGACCGACGACCGACGACGGAGAUGCAGGCGAUGCUCUGAAAUCCUCGGAGGAUGAAGAGGACGACAAAUCGUCCUCGGAGGAGAACAAACUGUCGAAUGAGCUGUCGACGAGCAACGAGAAGCUGCAGCCGCUGGCGCCUCAGUGGGUGUCGCCCGAGUGGAUGGAUAAGAAGCUGCACGCUGUCCCGGCCAGCAAGACGGUCAAGCUGAAGUGCCAGGCGACCGGAAACCCGCCUCCAACGCUGCGCUGGUACAAGAACGGGAAGGAGCUGAGGAAGGACCAGAGGAUCGGAGGGUUCAAGAUCAGGGACCACAUGUGGACUCUGAUAAUGGAGUCAGUGGUUCCGUCUGAUAAAGGAAACUACACCUGUGUGGUGGAGAACGAAUAUGGAAGCCUGAAACACACCUACCAGCUGGAUGUAGUCGAACGUUCUCCUCACCGGCCGAUCCUUCAGGCCGGACUGCCAGCCAACCAGACUGCAGUCGUCGGCAGCGACGUGUCGUUUGUUUGUCGAGUUUUCAGCGACCCACAACCUCACAUCCAGUGGCUGAAACACAUCACGGUGAACGGCAGCAGAGUGGGGCCAAACGGACAUCCAUACGUCCUGGUUCUGAAGACUGCAGGACUGAACACAACGGAUAAAGAAAUGGAGGUUCUGACUCUGAGGAACGUGAGUCUGGAUGAUGCAGGUGAAUACACCUGUCUGGCAGGGAACUCCAUCGGCCUGGCGUAUCACUCAGCGUGGCUCACGGUGGUCAACGAGCUGCCGCCGGCGCCGCUGCCCUCCCAGACCUACCUGGAGAUCUUCAUCUACUGCCUCGGCUUCUUCAUUGUCAUCAUCCUCACUGCCACCGCCGUGAUCUGCCGGCUCUGCUGCACCCCGAAGAAGAGCGACUUCAGCGGCCAGCUGGCCGUCCAGAAACUGGCCAAGACCAUCCCUCUGAGGAAACAGGUCUCAGUGGAGUCUUCGUCCUCGCUGCAGUCAGGAAAGUGUUUAAUGCGUCAGUCUCGACUCUCCAGCGCCGCCACCACCAUCCUGGCCGGAGUGUCGGAGUACGAGCUUCCCUACGAUCCGGUUUGGGAGCUUCCUCGGGAUCGGUUGACUCUGGGUAAACCUCUGGGCGAAGGAUGUUUCGGUCAGGUGGUUCUGGCCGAGGCUGUCGGGAUCGACAAAAACAAACCGACUCGUCUCACCAAGGUGGCCGUGAAGAUGCUCAAAGCCGACGCCACAGAGAAGGAUCUGUCCGACCUGAUCUCUGAAAUGGAGAUGAUGAAGAUGAUCGGCAAACACAAGAACAUCAUCAACCUGCUGGGCGCCUGCACGCAGGACGGUCCUCUGUACGUGGUGGUGGAAUACGCCUCUCAGGGGAACCUCCGGGAGUAUCUGCGAUCCCGCCGCCCGGCCGGGUUAGAGUACUGGAGUGGGUCGAGGCAGGCGUCGCUGGGCAGCGUGGAGGUCCGAGAGCUGGUGUCAGCCGCCUACCAGGUGGCCAGAGGGAUGUCCUACCUGGCCUCAAAGAAGUGUAUUCACAGAGACCUGGCAGCCAGAAACGUCCUCGUCACUGAUGACAAUGUGAUGAAAAUCGCAGACUUUGGUCUGGCCAGAGACAUCCACCACAUUGAUUACUACAAGAAGACGACAAACGGUCGGUUGCCGGUGAAGUGGAUGGCUCCUGAAGCGUUAUUCGAUCGCAUCUAUACGCACCAGAGCGACGUGUGGUCAUUCGGGGUCUUGCUGUGGGAGAUCUUCACCCUCGGAGGGUCUCCUUAUCCCGGCGUCCCGGUGGAGGAGCUGUUCAAGCUGCUGAAGGAAGGACAUCGGAUGGAAAAACCUUCAGCCUGCACUCAGGAGCUGUAUUUGAUGAUGAGGGAUUGUUGGAAUGCUGUCCCGUCAAGACGACCGACUUUCCAGCAGCUGGUGGAAGAUUUAGAUCGAACACUUUCCCUCAUGGCCAACCAGGAGUACCUGGAUCUGGCGGUCCCUCUGGUCCAGUACUCUCCGGUCCAGUACUCUCCGGUCCAGUACUCGUCAGUCGGCCCGUCGGCCCGGUCCUGUUCUUCCCCAUAGCCGUCGUAGGAUCUUUCUUCCUUCCUGUUUCCUGAGCGGCGCCGGGCGGUGGCGUCCGAUUGGAGGCCGAGGAGCUCAGAGGAGCUGCUUCUCUGCAGCCUGAUGUGAAGAACAUCUGGACUGAGCUGGACUGAGCUGGACUCCCGACCGAGGCCUCCGGAAACUCCAGUUCUCCUCUUAAAGGUGGAAAGACACUGACAGGAGAACAGCUGGAUCCUCAGCUCCAGAACCGAUGUAAAUACUGUAAAUAAAAACUGGAUCCAUAAAUAAAGAUCAGAACGUAGGAACCGUCCUGUCAGUGAUAAGAACCGCUGUAGAUGGACGUCCAUGUGUUCUUUGUGUGUUUUAUUUAUUGUCAUGUUGCCAAAGUUAACGUCGACGUUGCACUUAACCUCCAACCUGCUUCAUGAAUGUGUAAAGUAACGGAUUAACAGUAUUAAAAGGUUCUUUGGUUUUUAA
This is a messenger RNA of Acanthochromis polyacanthus (spiny chromis), 3009 nucleotides long. RefSeq names its product fibroblast growth factor receptor 1b (gene fgfr1b). Gene Ontology annotation, biological process: multicellular organism development; positive regulation of cell differentiation; positive regulation of cell population proliferation. Gene Ontology annotation, molecular function: fibroblast growth factor receptor activity; ATP binding; fibroblast growth factor binding. NCBI's taxonomy places the organism in Eukaryota, Metazoa, Chordata, Actinopteri, Pomacentridae. Gene Ontology annotation, cellular component: membrane; signaling receptor complex. Bases 409 to 2550 code for a protein of 713 amino acids. The record is from RefSeq and is a predicted model, not a curated record. The transcript is spliced from 17 exons.